UCCCUCCUCCCGAUGGACUAAUUAUCAAUGGAGGUGGCCCAAAUUAUGUUACCUUUACUGGAAUUAGAGGACAAACAUACAUGUUUAGGGUGUCAAAUGUGGGCAUGGCAACAUCAAUAAACUUCAAGAUCCAAGACCAUAAGUUGACUCUGGUUGAAGUGGAAGGUGGCCACACAGUUCAAAACCAAUACGACUCCUUUGACAUCCAUGUUGGCCAAUCUGUGGCGUUUUUGGUCACUUUAGACAGAGAUGUUAAAGAUUACUACAUUGUGGCAUCUUCUCGCUUUGUAAAGCCGGUUCUUAAUGCUAUAUCAAUCCUUCAUUAUGAUGGAUCCACAACCAAAGCUGUAGGACAGUUGCCUCAUGCUCCAGCAGGUCAAUAUCCCUGGUCAAUGCGGCAAGCCAUGGCUCUCAGGUGGAAUUUGACGGCAAAUGGAGCAAGGCCUAACCCACAGGGGUCGUUCCGUUACGGAAGGAUCCAUACGAGGAGGACCAUUGUACUAGCCAACUCCAAAGAGGUUAUUGACGGGAGAAGACGUUAUGCCAUCAAUAAGGUCUCUUACGUUGACCCAUCGACGCCAUUAAAACUUGCCGAUUGGCUCAACAUCACCGGAGUUUUCAACUUAAACACUAUCCAAGAUGUCCCCCCGCCAAGCGCCGCCGUUCUUGGCGUCGCCGUCUUUGGUUGUCAGCUUCACGACUUCACGGAAAUAAUAUUUCAGAAUGCCGAGAACACCCUCCAGUCUUAUCACCUCGAUGGCCAUGCCUUUUGGCCUGUUGCGUAUGCUCUCACCUCCUCUCUUCUA
This is a messenger RNA of Cuscuta europaea, 806 nucleotides long. The record is from the annotation of a GenBank genome assembly. Lineage: Eukaryota; Viridiplantae; Streptophyta; Magnoliopsida; Solanales; Convolvulaceae.